AUGUAAUUGUACACUCACCAUCCUUUAUACCAUCUCUUCUCUAGUCUUCAUCUUCCAGUGGCCAAUGCUCUCCCAACUCCUUGUCAGAGGUCAAUGUUCAGAAACCAUCACCUGUAGACUUUCAUCCCAUUCUCAGUUCUCAUCUCCCUACUGUCAUGAAUUGUUUACUUCUAAAUUUAUUUCUGAAGUAACUCUCUCCACUUUCUUGUUCACACUUGUCUAAUAGUGUGGUUAUUAUAAAUUUCCACCCUUGCUCAACGUCACCUCGAGGGCUUAUUGAACUACUAUGAUCUUAGAGGGUGGCCAAGGCGCUAAAGCCUCGCCUAACGACCAUCAGGAGCACUGUCUCAUGGAUUGGUUGGAGGAGCCCAUGUGUUUCAUCUCCUCCUUCCUCGAUGAUCCCUGUGCAGCAGCAUCCACCUCCACACCAAAUGAAAUCACUAGCUGCGAAUGGUGGGCAAAGGGCCAGGAGCAAUACGACAUGACUUGCACUACUCCAUCGCUGUCAUCUACACCCAGCACGGCAAAGAGUCCCCAAUUGCUUCCACAAGCUGAAUUUUCCAGGAAGAGGAAGAAACCGACGAGUUCGACUACUGGCAAAACGACCGCAGCGGUCCAAGACAAGCAGAGGACAGUAGGUGUCGCCGGCAAGAAGGUUCAGGAAGAGUUGGUGGAGGAAGGUGAAGUAAAUAUGAAGCUGGCCGGGACAGGGAGGAAGGUGCAGGGAAAGGGGGGCCCGGGGGCCUCAAGCAACGGCGGAAGCAAGGAAACAAGAUGGGCGGAGAAGUUGCUGAAUCCCUGCGCCACCGCCAUUGAAGCGGCGAAUGUUUCUCGGGUUCGGCACCUGUUAUGCGUGCUCCAAGAGCUACAGUCUCUCUCUGGCGACGUGAACCACAGGCUUGCUGCCUAUGGCCUCCGCGCUCUCGUCAACCGCCUAUCGUGCACCGGGAUCAGCAUUUCCAACAUAGGUGGAGCAGCCGCUGCGACGACGGAGGCAGCGGUUACCUUCGUUACAUCGGAGACGAGGCUCUUCCGAUCGGCGCUCAUAAAGUUCCACGAGGUCAGCCCCUGGUUCGCCUUACCUAACGCUCUCGCCAACGCCUCCAUCCUCCAAACGCUAGCCCGAGAUCCGAGCCGCUGCGCCAAGUCCCUUCGCGUGGUCGACGUCGGCGUCUCCCACGGUCUCCAAUGGCCGACGUUCCUCGACGCGAUAACCCGCCGUCCCGAAGGAGGUCCGCCUCUGGUGCGCCUCACCGUAGCAGGCGCCGCCGCACCGCCUGGGCCGUUCUCCGUUUCGCCGCCGGGAUACGAUUUCCGUUCUCAUCUCCUUCGUUACGCCAAAUCCAUCAACCUCAACCUCCAGAUCGAUGACGCCAACGAUCUCGAGCCUAGCUCCCUAGCUCUCCGCCGAGACGAAACCCUAGUCAUCUGCGCCCAAUUCCGAAUUUGCCACAGGAACGCCGAUGAUCGGAUGACGUUCCUCCGAUUGAUGCGGAAGUUAGAACCAGACCUCCUGGUUUUAAGCGAGAUCGAAGGCGGCAGAUGCAGCGGUGGGGCGGACAACGGGUAUCCUGCGGCGUUCGCGAAGAAAGCGGAGCUUUUGUGGAGGUUCCUGGAUUCGACAAGCGUCGCAUUCAGGGGUAAGGACUGCUCAGAGAGGAGAGUGAUGGAAGGGGAAGCGGCGAGGGUUCUGGAAACUGCGGAACCAGCAGCGGAGGGGAGGGAGCGGUGGCAGGAGAGGAUGGCAGCGGCAGGUUUCGAGGAGGAGGCAUUCGGAGAGGAGGCUAUGGAAGCUGGUAAGGCGAUUCUGAGAAAGUGCGACGGAAAUUGGGAGAUGCGGACGGCAUCGCCGGCAGAGGCAGAGGCGGUGGCGCUGUGGUGGAAGGGGCAACCGGUGUCCUUCUGUUCCCUGUGGAAGCCGAACAGACCAAUGUAAAGCCGUUAUAUUCUAUCUGAUGAACGGCCAGAUUUGUUUUAGCAAAGGGUACUCAAAACUUGGCCUAUGAAAUAAUUGGAUAGAUGAGCCUGUGUGCUUUAUCGGGUUCGGAUCAUGCGGCUGGUUGGACGAUCCAAUUUUAUUGUAGACUUAUUAUAACAAGUAUGGCCCAAAUUAUGUCCGGAUCAUACUGACUUGUCCCGCAUUGGUUGGCGCAGCAGAUCUACGGCCCAAACGGUUCUGCAGGCUCUUGAGAAAUUUGAAUACUAAAUGGAUUUCAAUCUGUU
Messenger RNA from Zingiber officinale, 2223 nucleotides. RefSeq names its product protein NODULATION SIGNALING PATHWAY 1-like. Gene Ontology annotation, biological process: regulation of DNA-templated transcription. The record is from RefSeq and is a predicted model, not a curated record. Gene Ontology annotation, molecular function: DNA-binding transcription factor activity; sequence-specific DNA binding. Bases 287 to 1936 code for a protein of 549 amino acids. Lineage: Eukaryota; Viridiplantae; Streptophyta; Magnoliopsida; Zingiberales; Zingiberaceae. Gene Ontology annotation, cellular component: nucleus. The transcript has a single exon.